Phascolarctos cinereus (koala) is the source of this 3812-nucleotide messenger RNA. RefSeq names its product integrin alpha-X. Gene Ontology annotation, molecular function: integrin binding. Gene Ontology annotation, cellular component: integrin complex; external side of plasma membrane. The record is from RefSeq and is a predicted model, not a curated record. Gene Ontology annotation, biological process: integrin-mediated signaling pathway; cell adhesion mediated by integrin; cell-matrix adhesion. Lineage: Eukaryota; Metazoa; Chordata; Mammalia; Diprotodontia; Phascolarctidae.
UGUCCACUGGUCUUUGUAUCAGCUGCUAUCCUGGGACUUGGAUGAAGACUGGAGACAUAUGACUCCCAUAGACCUUACAGCCAUGGAUUCUGCUGCACUUGUCCUGCUAAUGGCUUUGGCCUCUUCUCAUGGAUUCAACCUGGACACAGACCAUCCUACAACUUUCCAGUCAGAUGGAGCUGAAUUUGGGCACACUGUGGUCCUGUAUGAGGGUUCCCGCCUGGUGGUAGGAGCCCCCUUGGAGAGGACAUCCCCUAACCAAACAGGGCAACUCUACAACUGUGAAUAUGGCAUUGGGAGUUGUGAGCUCAUCCCCAUGCAGAUCCCUCUAGAGGCAGUGAACAUGUCCCUGGGUCUCUCUCUGACGGCUGGUAGAAACCCUUCACAGAUUCUGGCCUGUGGACCUACAGUACAUCAAGCCUGCGGGAUGAACACUUACAUGAAAGGUUUCUGCUUUGUGUUGAGUUCAAAUCUGCAGCAACGUCAGAAGUUCCCGCCAGCUCUUCAAGAGUGCCCCAAACAAGAUAAUGAUAUUGCUUUCCUGAUUGAUGGCUCCGGCAGCAUUUCUGGCUCUGACUUCCAGAAAAUGAAAAACUUUGUGAAGGCUGUGAUGAGCCAGUUUGAAAAGCCUAAAACACAGUUUUCCCUGAUGCAGUUUGCAACCAGAUUCUGGAAACAUUUUACCUUUGACACAUUCAUGAAGAGUCGUGAUCCUGGAGAGCUGGUGGAUAAUAUUUUUCAACUGCAUGGAGUGACAAAAACUGCCACAGGCAUCAGCAAAGUGGUAAAUGAACUCUUUCAGAAAUCAAGUGGCGCACGAGAAGAUGCCACUAAGAUCCUCAUUGUCAUCACAGAUGGCGAAAAAUAUGAAGACUCCCUGGAAUACAGAGAUGUCAUCCCCAUGGCAGAUGAAGCAGGAAUAAUCCGAUACGCAAUUGGGGUGGGAAAAGCCUUUGAUGAUCAGAAGUCCAAACAAGAACUAGAUGAAAUUGCAUCAAAACCUUCCAAGGAUCAUGUAUUCCAGGUUGACAACUUUGAAGCACUCAAUAAUAUUCAAAACCAGCUGAAAGAGAAGAUCUUUGCCAUUGAGGGUACCAAGUCUACAGAUACUAUCUCCUUCCAAUAUGAAAUGUCUCAGGAGGGUUUCAGUGCUGCAUUUACAUCUGAUGGGCCAGUCCUUGGAGCCAUGGGGACCUUUGACUGGUCAGGUGGUGCCUUCUUGUACUCCCAAACUGGAAGUGCCAUCUUUAUCAAGACAUCCAAUAUAGAUAAGGACGUGAAUGACGCUUACCUGGGUUAUUCUACUGAGGCAUUCACUUGGAAUGGGGCUCAAAGCCUUGUUCUGGGAGCCCCUCGAUACCAGCACAUUGGGAAGGUCGUGAUCUUUGUGAAUGGUUAUAGAACCUGGGUGCAGAAGGCUGAGGUCAAAGGGACACAGAUUGGCUCCUAUUUUGGGGCAACGCUCUGCCCUGUGGAUCUUAACAGAGAUAGCAACACUGACCUGAUCCUCAUUGGAGCUCCCCAUUACUAUGAGCAGAAUCAUGGAGGCCAGGUGUCCGUCUGCUCAUUACCUUGGCAGAAUGCCAAGUGGCAGUGUAACAGUAUUCUUAAAGGACAGCAAGGACACCCCUUUGGACGUUUUGGAGCAGCCUUGGCUGUGCUAGGGGACAUAAAUGGGGAUAAGCUAACAGAUGUGGCCGUGGGGGCACCAGGGGAGGAAGAAAACCAUGGAGCCAUCUAUUUUCAUGGAGCAGUUGAAUACAGCAUCAAUCCUUCCUACACCCAGAAAAUCAGUGGCUCCCUCCUUUCCCCCACACUCCAAUAUUUUGGGCAGUCACUGAGUGGAGGACAAGACAUCACCCAGGAUGGCCUCAUGGAUGUAGCAGUGGGAGCCCAAGGACAGGUAUUACUGUUCAGGACACAGCCAGUGCUGAAAGUUAAAGCAUCCAUCCAAUUUAUGCCAGUGGAAUUGGCAAGGUCUGUGUUUGAGUGCCAGGCACAGGAAGCCACCAACAGGGAAGCAGGGAGUGCCACUGUCUGCCUUACUAUCUCCAAAAGUAUUCAAGACAGGCUAGGUAAUGUCCAAAGUUCUGUGAGUUAUGACCUGGCCCUGGAUCCUGGACGCCUAAGUCCUCGUGCUGUCUUUGAUGAGACAAAAAGCCGGACACUAAAGCGAGUUGAAAUCCUGGGAUUGGGGAAUCACUGUGAGACUGUGAAGUUGCUGUUACCAGAAUGCGUGGAGGACUCAGUGACUCCCAUCAUUCUGCGCCUCAACUUCACUCUGGUGGGACAGCCCAUCCCUUUUUCCGGGAACCUCCGACCUGUUCUAGCUAUGGGCUCUCCGAAUCACUUCACAGCAGCUCUCCCUUUUGAAAAGAAUUGUGGUGAUGAUCACAUCUGUAAAGAUGAUCUCAGUGUCACUUUCAGCUUCUCCAGGCUGCAGACCUUGGUGGUGGGGUACUUCCUUGAGCUGGAGAUUGAAGUGACAGUGAGAAAUGAGGGUGAGGACUCUUACAGGACCAUGGUCACCUUCACAUAUCCCCCAGGACUGUCCUAUCGUCGAGUGUCAGUGGCCCAGAACUCAAAGCAUCAGCAGCAUUCCCCGCAUCUGGCUUGUGAUAUACCAGCAGUCUCCGAGUUGGAGAAUUUGAGAAGCAGCAGCUGUAGCAUCAACCACCCAAUCUUCCGAAUGGGGUCCAAGGUUACUUUCAUAAUGACAUUUGAUGUGUCCCCUACAGCCAACCUUGGAGACCAAGUACUUUUCAAAGCCACUGUGAGCAGUGAGAACAACACACCUAUGACCAGUAAAAAUGUCUUCCAGCUGAAACUACCAGUGAAAUAUGCGAUCUACACAGUGAUCAACAGCAUUGAAGAUUCCACCAAAUAUCUUAACUUCUCAGUUUCAGAAGAGAAGCAAGUUAACACGACUGAGCAUGGAUACAGAAUAAAUAACCUGGGACAGAGGGCUCUACCUGUCCACAUAGACUUCUGGGUUCCUGUGGAAUUGAACAAGGAGUCUAUAUGGAAUCUGACUGAGGUCAUUUACCCCCAGGAUUCAUCAAUUCAGUGUGCCAUAGAAAGAAAAGAACCCAGUCACUCUGACUUCUUGACCCACAUCCACAAGAGCCCAGUGGUGAAUUGCUCCAUUGCUGUCUGCUUGAGAAUUGGCUGUGAUAUCCCCACCUUCAAAAUCCAAGAGGAGACUGACUUCCUCAUUAAAGGCAAUUUCAGCUUUGGCUGGGUCAGCCAGACUCAACAGAAGAAGCUGUUGUUUGUGAGUUCAGCUAAGAUUAGUUUUGAUGAAUUAAAGUAUUCCCAGCUUCCAGGACAAGAGGCCUUUUUGAGAACCCAGGUAGAGACAGUGGUGGAACAGUAUGAGAUCUACAAUCCCAUUCCCCUCAUCUUGGGCAGCACUGUGGGGGGACUCCUGCUGCUGGCACUCAUCACAAUUGGGCUGUAUGAGCUUGGUUUCUUCAAACGUCACUAUAAGGACAUGAUGGAAGAUAAAGCCCAGGAGGCUGAUCUGAAAAAUGAAGACUCUCAAGCCCCCACCUCCUGAUGCAGCCAUCCCACUCUCCUAGGCCUGUUAUCAUGGGGUGAAAUCUCAGCCCUCCCUUUCCCUGGACAAAGCUGGGCCUGAGAUGACAGCUUUUCAUCAGACUGCUUCUACAAACUCUCCUUCCUUGGCCCACAAAUGCAACCGAGUCUUUCAUAUGACACAACCAUGGGGUGCCCAAAACCUGUCACACUUCCUGGGAAAUACUGCCAUUCUGGCAUGUUUGAAUAAAACCUCUUGCCUUUGAGUCAAUCCA